UAAAAUGUUAUUUUGCAUUGCUAUUUCAAAUAUAACAGUUGCCUUUAAUAUUGUGUUGUAUUUUCCUGAGCUAUUUUUUAGAAACAAAUAUAGUUAUUAUGAGGCUGUCACCAUACAUCUAUAUUUUAACAUUAAUAGGAUUGCAACGCAUCUCAGCAUUUUUCUUCCAUGAGCCAUCGUAUGUAGUGUUCUCACCUGAACACGAGAAAACAUUUGACUUCGGAUUUUCUCUUGCGUAUUUGGAGAAAAACAGAGCGUUAGUAACCGGUGCUCCACAUGCCGAUAUUAAUGGCGCUGUCUAUAAUUGUCCUGUCGAGGAGAGCGUACACAAAAAUUCAGUUAUUUGCUCAAAAAAUGAUAUAAAUAUUGACAUUUUAGCGAAAAAUUAUAGCAGAGAACAAAGUCCCGAUCAGAACUUUUGUCUGGGUGCAUCAUUGGCCGUGUCAGAUUCGUAUGUUUUUACAUGUGCACCUCUAUGGUCAAAAGAAGUCACAACGCUCAAUGACAUGCACAUCUAUGGUGCUUUUGGCACGUGUUUUAUAUCAGAUGAAAGUUCUAGAAGGUAUAAGGGCAUGCUUGAACAGUAUGAGAUGAGAGACUUUGAAAAUGUCGAAAUACCACCGACAUUUGACGACAUAUAUGGGGGUGUUGGAUGGAGUACUCUAGUGGACAAAGAAAAUGAUUUAAUCAUAAUUGCCAAACCAGCUUUGAUCAGCAGUAUUAGUUAUAUGUCUGCUUCAAAUUUGGAUACAUACGCAAAAAUUGUACCGCUUGAUGUGGCUGGUCUUCUUAAGUACUUGUAUAAAGGACGUGCGUUUGCGGCUGGUACCUACUUCAGUAACUUUCCCACAGUAUAUGCCUUUAGCAUGGAAAAGGAUAAACGGACCGGGGCUGUAGGAUUCCUCCAGUAUGAUAAAAAAUCCCAAAAAUUAAGAGUACUCCAAAAAGGGACCCGUGCCGUAUUAUACGAGAACAGGGUGGUUGGAGCUAUGUUUGGUGCUGCUCUUCACAGUGUGGAUAUGACUGGUGAUAAAUUCUCAGAGCUGGUAGUUGGAGCCCCUGGAGAACCAUGCUGGGAGAAUGGCCUUGAAGUUGGGGCUAUAUACAUUUAUGUGGGAGGUGAUAAGGCAAAAUCAAAAAGAGAAGCAACUCUCCGCAUUUGUGGAAAUGAAGAUAAUUCCCGUCUCGGUACAGCUGUGAGCUCGCUUGAUUUAAACGAAGAUAGUUAUCCAGAAAUAUUUAUAAGCGCACCAUACGAAAAAAAUGGAUACGGUGUUCUUUACGUUCUAUCGGGUUAUGAAAUUCACAAGAAGUAUUUGAAAACACAUCGAAGUUCUCAAAAAGUAUUCAUCUCUGAACUGACAUACGUCCAAAGAAUUAGCAACAAUCGGUUUACCAAUUUUGGAUAUAGUCUCCAAGCAUUACCUGACUUCAAUAAAGAAGGAGCAAAUGCUCUAGCAAUUGGAAGUCCGACGAGCGAACGUGUCAUCCUGUACCGAAGUAUUCCAUUUAUAACUGUGACGGUCUCCACCAAACUUUUGGGCAAAGAGACGAUACACGAAUUAGAUACAAAUUUCACCGUCCGUGUGGAAACGAGAGUGACAUACCCAAAAAGAGUUAAUAUUACAGCAAAAUUGCUACAAUCUGUAAGUCUAACUGCGAAUGCUGCUAAGUCUUUUGAUUCUGAUGACUUCGUAAUCAAUCUAUCCUCCAAUUCCAAUCAGACUAUUUUCAUAAAUGACGUAACAGUUACUUUGUAUGACGAGCAACCGGGACUUUUUAAAUUUCAAGCAGAAGUUAAAAUUGAUGAAGCAACUUUUCAUAAGAAAGUUUUUGACAGCGCAUUGGUGAGUUUCAGUGAGCAAAGCAAGACGAAAACCGUUCUCGAUAUAACACGAAUAAGUAAUGCCAGUGAACCUAAAUUAUCCAUCGUCUACGCUUGGUCUGGCCUGCAACAAGAGCAAUACGUGUUGGGGUCAUCAACGACAGAGGUCAUGACAGUUGUAGUACGGAAUGAUGGGACAAAUUCGGAUUGGUCUUGCGCAUGGAUACGUGUCUCUGGUGCCCCCGUUACAUUAUUAGAGUGUGAUCAACCUCAAGAUUCGUGGUACAAAUGUAAUUUCUUUAAUCUAGGCAGACGUGAAAAGCGUCUAUUAGAUAUUAUCUUGGACAUGAGCACAUUAUCAAACAAAGAUGACAAACUGAAAAUCGAAGUAUUGCUGUUCAAUACAUGUGAUUCGUCACGAAGCAAUGCCACAUCUAGCAGUUUCAAGGAAAUAAAAUAUAAACUUAAUCCUAGUGAUAUAAUCGUUGAUGGAAUGUAUCAAGACCAAAACAUAACAGCCAGUAAAAUACAAAGUGACGACGAUACUGACAUCGAAACUUCAGUUUUAUAUGUGAUAACAAACAAUGGCUCAGUGUUGUGGGAAUCUGUUACCGCCCAAUUCUCUGUUAACCCAAUAUUUAUGGACAAUUUUACGAUAAUUUCUAGAUCUAUACAUUGUGAGCUUGAUAACGAAACGAAUCUCUCAUACAGCUGCGUUUUAGAUUUAAAACCAAAAAACAAUGUUAAGAUUGUCGCUUCAACAAAAAUACCGAAGAAAAAUAUAAUGAACCUUUUUAAAAACAACCGCAUAUUUGUCGAAACUGUACUAAAAUUGUCGCUAAAUGGAGAUAUUGUAACGAAAACUUUGAAUACAACACUUUUUUAUCAGAACGACAUAACAUUCGGCCAAAAUAGAAACCUUGUAAUUUUGAUUGCCAGUAUUUUAGCUGCCUUGCUGUUAAUUGUCGUUAUUUUUGGACUGUAUAAGGCUGGAUUUUUCAAGAGAGCUAACAAAAAGAAGUUGAACGACUUACGGGCGAGUAUUAAAAGACCUCCUCCUCCUCAGAGUGCCGGUACCUCAAAUUCACAGCAGACUAACAGUAGCGGAGAUGAUAAAGCAGCCGAUCGCAAGAGUAAAAUAGAAUCGAUGCGUGAAGAUUCAGACGAAGUACAGAGUUUGCGGUGAUUGAAGCGGUUGAAGAAUAUAUGAUGGUGGAUUUCAAUCAGACUGAAACACAAGAUAAAGCCACGCUCAUUGAAGAAGACCAAUAAUUUGCAAGAUACAGACAAAAACCUCAACCUAACGUUACCUGGAAGAGAUCGCUGUUUUAGCGAUAAGGCCAGCAUUUUGUGCGUGUUUAACCGACUUAAAAAAAGGAGGAGGCUCUCAAUUCGGCUGGUAUUUUUUUGUAUUGGUUGUGUCCUUUCGCAUUGUUUUAGAUAUGUAAAUAUUCAAGAAGAUUCAUUAAUUCAAGAACUAGAAAACAAUUAAAAUAUAUUUGCGUAAUAUUGUAUACCUAUAAGUACUAAAAUGUUUUCUUUUUCUCUCGACCUACCUUUACAAUUUAAUUUUUUUAAGUGGGGGUCGAGCAUGCUUCGGCACGAAUUGGGCCACGCUCGCACCGGGGAAGGUACCACACCCUCACAGAAUAUCGGCGCCAUAGUGACAGUUUACUGUCGCGUUCCGUACGGUGAGUGAGGGGUCCGGACGCCCACAUCCCUUCCCAUCCCCUACCCAUCCUCUCCUUCCCUAUCCUCAUUCCCUCCCAUCCUCGCCCCUUCUACCUAACUCCUUCAAAAUCCCUUUGAGGACAGCAACACAUCCACUUCCCAUUGGAGUGGAUGCUUAUGGGCGGCAUGUAUCGCUUAACACCAGGCGACGCGUCUGCUCGUUUGCUGUCCUAUACCAUAAAAAAAAAAUUGAGCUGAUUACCUUCUGCCCUGGUUGCCUGGAAGAGAUCACUACUAAGUGAUAAGGCCGCCAAAUACACUAAACUGUUCCCUGCUUUUAUUUUUGUAUGUUCUAGUAUGUAAGUCUGUUUAGUUGUAUUAAAGAGUAAAAUAAAUAAAUAAAUAAAAUGGUCAGGUUGUGAAAAUUUUACAGCAUCAUGUCUUGGUCAUAUUUUGACUCAGUAUUAUUUUAACUUAAGCUUAUUAUACUGUACUUUUAGUAAGAUUUAUUUUAUGAUACCUAAUAUAAAAAUAAAAACUUAAUACAAUCUA
Molecule: messenger RNA, 4048 nt
Organism: Colias croceus (clouded yellow)
Lineage: Eukaryota; Metazoa; Arthropoda; Insecta; Lepidoptera; Pieridae
Product: integrin alpha-PS3-like
Exons: 27
Coding region: 99-3011 (970 amino acids)
Biological process (GO): cell-matrix adhesion; cell adhesion mediated by integrin; cell-cell adhesion
Cellular component (GO): external side of plasma membrane; integrin complex
Molecular function (GO): integrin binding
Source: RefSeq, a predicted model, not a curated record